Messenger RNA from Tigriopus californicus, 2845 nucleotides. Its product is annotated as aminopeptidase N-like. The record is from RefSeq and is a predicted model, not a curated record. Gene Ontology annotation, cellular component: cytoplasm. Lineage: Eukaryota; Metazoa; Arthropoda; Copepoda; Harpacticoida; Harpacticidae. Gene Ontology annotation, biological process: peptide catabolic process; proteolysis. Gene Ontology annotation, molecular function: peptide binding; metalloaminopeptidase activity; zinc ion binding.
GAAACUAAGUCUUUGAUGAAUUGGAAGUUUCAUGGGCCCAAAAUCACACAAUUCAAGGCUAUUGUUGCCGUUUCUCAUAGUUUCGGUUCAAGAACACUAACAAAGACGCCUUUUGGGCACUUUCGAUUGGAUCCUGAUAUAAGACCACUCUCAUACGAGCUCAAAGUUAUCCCGCGUCUGGAAGAAUCCAUUUUCUACGGAACUUUUGGAAUCGUGCUUCGAUCAACAAAAUCCAUCAGUGCCAUAACUUUGCAUUCAGUUCAAUUGAGCUUAUCAAAAAGAGAUUUGAAACUCCAUUGGCAACCGAACGAGAUGAUUGAGCUUGAAAUUACGGAUUUAGUUUGGGAUACUCAAGAGCAAACCAUGACCAUUUCAUUCGAUGGCUCGUUGGCGGGAGACUUGUCCAAUGAGACCUUAAUUUUAAGUGGAAAUUAUACUGGUAUCCUAACCAACGAUGGGUACGGGUUUUAUCAAGACUCGUUCCAACGAGCCAUGGAUGGAACCGUCUCGAAAAUGGCUGUUACACAACUGGAACCGCACUUUGCCAGGCGAAUGUUUCCUGCUUUUGACGAGCCCAGCUUCAAAGCUCAGUUUCAAAUUUCUGUGGCUGCUCCUCCGGAAUGGUUGGUUCAAGGGAACGUAGCAAUACGUGCCAGCGGACAAAGGGUCCAUGAGUUUCCGGGUCUCGUGUGGACCGAGUUCCAAACUACAGAGGUAAUGGCUCCUUACACUGUGGCACUUUCCGUCAGUGAAUUGGAUUGCCAGAACUGUUCCAACGAUAUCCAGGACACGCCUAUUGUGCGAGUGUGUGCCCGGCAUGAACAGUUAUCCUUGGGUCGGGGUGAAUAUGCAUGCUCAAUUCCAGAUAAGGCUCUGAUUCGUCUAGUUGAAGAAUUUGCCAUCGAUCCCUUGUUAGAGAAGAUUGACUUGAUAGCCCCACCCUCGAAAGGUGGAGCGAUGGAGAAUUGGGGCUUGAAUACCUUUGGUGAGAAUCUCCUUCUCAUCGAUCCUCUGAGCUCGAGUGACAAGGAUCGGAGGCUAGCUCUUCAAGUGGUGUCUCAUGAAUUGACCCACCAAUGGUUUGGCAAUCUAAUUACAUUAGGCUUUUGGGACGAGGUCUGGUUGAAUGAAGGCUUCACAUCAUAUUACUCCUAUGUGGGCAUGGACGCGAUCGAACCCGAAUCAGAUCAUUUGCAUUUCAUACAAACCAAUGAAGUCCACGGAGCCAUGGAAUACGAUGCGUGGAGUAAUGGCCAUGCAUUAAAGACCGAAAUAACGCGUAUAGACCAGUACGAGGCCUUGUUCGAUUCACUGUCAUAUCAGAAAGGUGCAGCCAUUGUGCGAAUGAUGAUCCAUUGGAUUUCGGCCCCCACCUUCCAGAGAGCCAUCCAUCAAUUCUUGUCUGACACACUGUUUGGCGCUUCUUCAUCUAUGGCACUGUUGCCGAUACUCGAUCAAGUAGCCAAAGAAGACGGGAGCCUCUCCGUGCACGACGACUUCCAAGAGUUUAUGAGAAGUUGGUUGGAACAACCGAGCUUUCCUGUCCUUUACGUGAGUGAGUCAAAAUCACGUCCAGGGGAGAUUCUUUUGGAACAAUUCAAAAUGAGCCAACCCAAUGAAAACGCCAACUUCACCAUCUGCUGUACCCAAGGCGAAAACGCCAACUUCACCAUCCCUGUAACUUGGAGGACGGUUCUGGAUGAGGGUGGCAGUAGGUCUUUUGUGAUGAGAUGUGCCAAAUUAACUUUCCAAGUCAAUGACUUGAGUGACAACGACAUCCUCCUUUUUAAUCCCAAUCAAACUGGAUAUUAUCGAGUGAAUUACGAGCUCGAGAAUUGGAACAAGAUCCAAUUGGUUCUAAUGGACAGACCUGAUCAAAUUUCAGCCCCCACCCGAGUGCAACUUUUGAACGACGCUUUCAGUUUGGCACAUUUCGAGCACUUGGAUUUUGAAGUCCCAUUGCAUCUGGCUCGAUAUAUAGCCACUGAUCAUCAUCAUCUUCCAUGGAGUGUACUUACCAAGGAACUUCAGAAAGUUGGAUCGUACCUCAAGUUGACUGAAGUCUACGAAAAGUUUCUACAAUUUGUGUCGGAACUCACUCGAUCAAAAUAUCUGGAGAUUGGGUUGGCCGACAACCAGGAGGAUUUCACUCAUAGGUUCCUAAGAAAAGACAUCAUUCAGUUGUCUUCCCUUUGCAACUUGGAGGAGCUCAGAAUCGAUCUGGAACCUUUGAUGUCACGCUGGAUGGCCUCAUUGACACCCGAUGAGGUAGACUCGAAUCCGUUCAACCAGAACUCUCGAUAUGAAAUCUACUGUGCACUCGUCGGACAGGACUCCGUCGAUUUCUGGGGUUUUCUCUAUCAACGAUAUAUCACUGCAAUUGGUAAUCCUGAACGAGAAUCGGGUGACAUUUUGGCAGCUUUGGGGUGUAGCAACAGUGAGGCGCAAUUGGAGUGGUUCCUCGACCAAUUGCUGAUUGCAAAUAAUAGUAUUACCCAACGUUUCGAUGCCUACAAAGUACUACAUAGCGUUGGAAAUAAUCCAAAGGGUCGAGAAAUAGUUUGGACUUGGAUGGAUCUCAAUUGGAAUUUCUUGAAAGAAGGCACCCUCGGUCCGGUGGAUUUGCUCGUGUCUGUGGCUGCUCAAGCAUUGGGCUAUAGCUCUUUCCAAUUGUCUGACCAAUUGAUUUUGGACCAAUUCUUAUUGGACCACGGAUCAGACAUUCUAAUUGCAAGUGGGUCAAUUCGAAAAGCCAAGCUUCAAAUCCAAAGUAAUGCAUUGUGGCAUCAAACUCAUUAUGAUCAAUUUGAAGCUUUUUUUUCUUGAAUAAAAAAAUUAUUUUAUA